Molecule: messenger RNA, 2247 nt
Organism: Bacillus rossius redtenbacheri
Lineage: Eukaryota; Metazoa; Arthropoda; Insecta; Phasmatodea; Bacillidae
Exons: 4
Coding region: 1-717 (238 amino acids)
Cellular component (GO): extracellular region
Molecular function (GO): hormone activity
Source: RefSeq, a predicted model, not a curated record
AUGCGUUGGGGCCAGACUCGGAGGAACCUGCGGAAGCACAGAUCUCCCGGCUACUCAGGGGGGAUUGCCACUCAGCAAGCCAACACGGCGCGCAAGCCAGCCGUCGCAGCAGCUCGCGAGGUCUCGCAAGGGCCUGAUCAGGUCGGACGAGCAGGUAACCGCGAGAGACGCGCCCCUGUCAGCCGCGGCGACACAGCGGCGGCGUCAACACCCUCGCCGCUGAUUACCUGCCACCUCGAGGCGGGCGACCCGGCGAGACGCGCCCCUGUUAGCCGCGGUAUAAAACCCCGCGGGCGAUCCGCCGAGGUCGUCACUCGACGAGCAUCUCCCGACGAACAAGUGUCCAGGUCUGCCGCAGAGAUGCACCCAAGUCACUGCGCACUGCUGUUAGUGCUGCUGGUCUCGGCGGCUGCUGGCACUCGCAACCCGUCCAACGUGCGACUCCAGGCCUGCGGACCCAACCUCACGCAACUCCUGAGCACAGUUUGCGGCGGCAACUACUACCGACCAAACAAGAAGUCGCAGGAAGGCUCGCCGGCCGACGACGGCUCCUUGCUGUGGUCGCUGAUCGGCGCCCAGGACUCCGAGGACCGCCUCAUACAGCCGUUCCCUCGAGGUCCUCUCCGCAGGGUGACCCGCCAGGUCGGCGGAGUGGCCAGCGAGUGCUGCUACAAGUCGUGCACUCUGCGGGAGCUCUCCGAGUACUGCGCCGACUAAUGCCUCGCUCUAAUGGGACUCUGCUUGAGCUUUACAAGUACUGCGCCAACUAAUGCCUCACUCUAAUGGGACUCUGCUUGAGCUUUACAAGUACUGCGCCGACUAAUGCCUCACUCUAAUGGGACACUUAUUGAGCUUUACAAGUACUGCGAUGACUAAUGCCUCACUCUAAUGGGACUCUGCUUGAGCUUUACAAGUACUGCGCCGACUAAUGCCUCACUCUAAUGGGACUCUGCUUGAGCUUUACAAGUACUGCACUGACUAAUGCCUCACUCUAAUGGGACUCUGCUUGAGCUUUACAAGUACUGCGCCGACUAAUGCCUCACUCUAAUGGGACUCUGAUUGAGCUUUACAAGUACUGCGCUGACUAAUGCCUCACUCUAAUGGGACUCUUCUUGAGCUUUACAAGUACUGCGCCGACUAAUGCCUCACUCUAAUGGGACUCUGAUUGAGCUUUACAAGUACUGCACUGACUAAUGCCUCACUCUAAUGGGACUCUGCUUGAACUUUACAAGUACUGCGCCGACUAAUGCCUCACUCUAAUGGGACUCUGCUUGAGCUUUACAAGUACUGCGCCGACUAAUGCCUCACUCUAAUAGGACUCUGAUUGAGCUUUACAAGUACUGCGCCGACUAAUGCCUCACUCUAAUGGGACUCUGAUUGAGCUUUACAAGUACUGCACUGACUAAUGCCUCACUCUAAUGGGACUCUUCUUGAGCUUUACAAGUACUGCGCCGACUAAUGCCUCACUCUAAUGGGACUCUGAUUGAGCUUUACAAGUACUGCACUGACUAAUGCCUCACUCUAAUGGGACUCUGCUUGAACUUUACAAGUACUGCGCCGACUAAUGCCUCACUCUAAUGGGACUCUGCUUGAGCUUUACAAGUACUGCGCCGACUAAUGCCUCACUCUAAUAGGACUCUGAUUGAGCUUUACAAGUACUGCGCUGACUAAUGCCUCGCUCUAAUGGGACUCUUCUUGAGCUUUACAAGUACUGCGCCGACUAAUGCCUCACUCUAAUGGGACACUUAUUGAGCUUUACAAGUACUGCGAUGACUAAUGCCUCACUCUAAUGGGACUCUGCUUGAGCUUUACAAGUACUGCGCCGACUAAUGCCUCACUCUAAUGGGACUCUGCUUGAGCUUUACAAGUACUGCACUGACUAAUGCCUCACUCUAAUGGGACUCUUCUUGAGCUUUUUAAGUAAUGCACUGUAAAGUUACAAAGAAUUAUUUUAAGAUGCAACAAACAAUAGACAAUUAUUUUUAUGAAAAUAAUUUGAACCUUACCUUUCUAUUUAGGCCCAACAAAAUAAGGUUAAUGUUCUGUAAUUUAAUUCAUUAAUUCGUAGUCUUGAUUAUUUUUAACUUUAAAUGUAAUUGGCUGUCAAUAACUGGUAGAUUAUUACUACUUAAAAAAUUUUCUUAUAUUGAAAAUCCUUAUUUGGUGAAAAUUAUUGUAAUCCACCAGAUUAAGUCAUGAUUCAGCAAAACUCGUUUCAAGCAUAUUAAAUUAUUCUUAUACAAAAAA